AGUCCAGGCGCUCGCGUCACAGGAAAUGCCUAUACUGCCCUCCUCACUCACUUCCGGUGGCAGAUAAUUGCCUUUGAUGAGUUAAGAACGGAUUUUAAGAGCCCCAUCGACCAGUGCAACCCUGUUCAUGCGAGGGAGCGGCUGAGGAACAUUGAGCGAAUAUGCUUCCUUCUGCGAAAGCUGGUGCUGCCAGAAUACUCCAUCCACAGCCUCUUCUGCGUCAUGUUCCUGUGUGCUCAGGAGUGGCUCACCCUGGGGCUGAAUGUCCCUCUACUUUUCUAUCACUUCUGGAGGUAUUUCCACUGUCCAGCAGACAGCUCUGAGCUCGCCUAUGACCCACCGGUGGUCAUGAACGCAGACACCUUGAGUUACUGUCAGAAGGAGGCGUGGUGUAAGCUGGCCUUCUAUCUCCUCUCCUUCUUCUACUACCUUUACUGCAUGAUCUACACUUUAGUGAGCUCUUAACUCGAAGACCACGCACAUCCACAGAGACUGAGAUGGGAGAGGCCCGAGGCUGUGCAGUCCAUCCUGCUGGUGACGGGAGCAGGGACCAGUGUGGGGAUGUGACAGACAGAGAUGGGCAGAUACUCGGAAUUGAGAGCCGGAAGCAGGCAGCAGCCAGCGGCCGAGCCAGCCCGCUGUCACAUGUAUUUCGCCCUGUGUACCAGCCUUCCGCAUUCGCACCCCACACUUGGCCUGUAGAUCCCUUCUGGGCAGCAGGGGCACGUGGGGUGAUGAAACACGAAACCUCUUCUGAAUGAGAAUUGCUGCUUCCUGAAUCCCCUUUAUUGAAAGUCUCCCUGAAGUUCAUGCUGCGUUCCUGGUCUGUGGGUGUGAUGGCUGGAAGGCUGGAGGGUGCCCUCUGAGGAACUGGGUGACCCAGAAUCAAGGCUGCGUCUGUGGGACCGAUUGAAGAUGGAUGUCAUGGACUUACCUGAGGCUCUUGAGUUUCUUCUAAGUCCUGGCCACGCCCUUCGCUUCAAUGGGAGGGGCCUGGAAGGCGUGCAAACUUGCCUUGGGCUGUAACCAGCCUUGAGUCUGCAAGGGUGUCUGUUUUUCUGCUCUGCUUUGUAAGAGCCCAGUGAUGUUGGGAACUGAGUUUGGGGCGGUAUGUUGGUAAAGAA
Molecule: messenger RNA, 1124 nt
Organism: Dama dama (fallow deer)
Lineage: Eukaryota; Metazoa; Chordata; Mammalia; Artiodactyla; Cervidae
Gene: CNIH3
Product: cornichon family AMPA receptor auxiliary protein 3
Exons: 6
Biological process (GO): vesicle-mediated transport; regulation of AMPA receptor activity
Cellular component (GO): dendrite; synapse
Source: RefSeq, a predicted model, not a curated record